AAAUGAUCCCGCAUCUCAACAGUUUCUCAGUGCAAAGUUGAGGACGACCACAAAUUACUCAUCGUUCAUCACAGAUCAGCAACACGUCAAAGCAUCCAUCAAAACUACUACAAACGUUUCACAAUCGGCAAAGAUACUACCAGAUACUAUUUGUUCUGCCCAACGAAGAUGUCCUCGCCCAGCUCCCUAUCCGACACUUACGUUGACCUGUCAGGAACUGCCCGCACGAUCCUCACCACCUUAUGUAAUUCUCGCGACUUCUCACAACUGAACCGCUACAUCUCUGCGGAUGUGAUGUCACAACACGAAGACGAGCCUCCAAGUUUUUCAAGGGACGCAUUUACGCAAGACUGGGCUGCUGCGUUGCACCGCAUGCCUGGGGUUCAACUGAAUAUCAAAGAGGCCUGUGUGGAUGAACUGCAGCACAAAGUGUGGGUGCGUAGCGAGAUUAGCGGCCUGCCGGGUGGUAUGAGGAAGGAGUCGAUUGAUAUGAUGACUUUCAAUGAGGAAGGGCUUUUGGUGAAAAGUGUCGAUUGCCAGAGAGUGCUGAGCAGAAGGGCAGGUGAAGACUGUGCGUUGAUUCGGCCUUGAUGUUAGAGAACAUCGAUUUAGGAAAGAAGGGAAAUACGGAAAUCACAGAAUGUGCCUACAGUCAGCAAUGACGGUGCCUAAAGCGACAUGAGACGACUUGCGACCGCAGCGAAUUUCUGCCCCAGGAUGGGAGCACGGAUCUACCUGCCACUAUGUUCGGUCAAGGUUUUCACCACGCAUCUAGCUAGUCGAUGCAGCAUUCGGACGACUUUCCAACAACUAUAUUGAUUUUGGGAUGCUUUUGGAUUCAUAUCCUGUUCAGGCCUGAUUGUCGAAGGCUAAAAGAGACCCUGAAGCCCGAAACUGGAGCUUCAGGCGACGCAUCCAUAUCAGAAGCAACAAGUACGCCAUCAGAGGUCCGCCCAACAAUGCUCAUACAAUUCAGUAUGCUGAGGGGAUUGGUCAGAACGGCAGGCGUCAAACUAACUCAACAUGAAUGUGGUCGGAGUAUGGCUAAGCUCGUGGGACUACAACAUUUCUAUCCUUGAGCCAGGCUUCGUUGUCGUCAAUGAUUGGGAGAAAUGGGCUCUUGGAAAGAAUGCAUGUUGUUCAAGUUUCGGUGGCCUGGUGUCACCUCUUAAUAUACUUGCCUUAGUUGGAACAGCAGGACCUUCUGUCGUCUUUCCUGCCUUGCCUUUUUUUUGCGUGCAAUCAUCGUGUCGCACUCACCAGGUCAAAUACUGCAAUGUCC
Molecule: messenger RNA, 1282 nt
Organism: Exophiala xenobiotica
Lineage: Eukaryota; Fungi; Ascomycota; Eurotiomycetes; Chaetothyriales; Herpotrichiellaceae
Exons: 1
Coding region: 169-591 (140 amino acids)
Source: RefSeq, a predicted model, not a curated record